UAUAGAGCAUUAUGUUUCAAUGCGAUAAGUUGGCGCCAUUUUAACGUGUUCUAAUGAAUGUCACCUAAGUGAAAGAAAAGUUUUAUAAACUUUUAGUUUCAUAUUUUAUUAUUCUUACAGCAAUUUUCAAUACGAUACAGAAUGUAGAAAGAUAACACAAUGUCAUACGGCUGAGGAAUACACAGUAUGUCGCUUAGUAUGAGGAUACAACUUUAAAGAUACUUCAAUAAUUUAUAUAACCAUAUUUAUAUAACCUGCAAUAGAAGUGAAUAACGCAGUAUGUUCAAAGAUGAGUAUAAAAUUCUUUUUGUAUUAUCCAUUAAUCGAAUAAGUCUAUUUACAAGAAUAAUACCGAUUUAUUUGUGAACUAAGAAUCGUAAAAUUUUGGCUGAAUAAGAACGUCGAUUGCGGCUCUGACGAUGAUGCUGUUUUGUAAUUAAUGCAAAUCGGUAAAAAUAAUACCAAUGCCUUAUUUCUUCAUCGUUGUUAAAUGUUUGUAGAUGUGCCAGUGCUAGCUAAGCACUCACUCUCAGACGAUUCUAUUUACCACCCUGGGUGCGUCAGGCCUCGCAGCUGCGCAGGUGUAUCGUACCUGCCCCAGCACCUUCUCAUCAACAUCUCAGAAAAGCCAGUCACGCCAGAAGGAAGGCUUGGCUCAACUUGCUCGCUCCUCCCUUCAUAUCUUUCCUUUUCUUCGUUCCUCGCGGACACGAGGAAUCCUUCGUUCUCUUGACUGCCAUCAUCCUGGGUCCUUUAAAAGGUGAUUGUUGCUGGACAGGACGAUGCGAUGGGCGAAGGCAAAAGCGACCGUUCUGGCAAAAGGCAGAGAUCCUCGUCUCGUGGCGUCGGCAAGUCGUCCUCGGAUUCGGAGAUAACGCACGGCAGAGGCAAGGGGAAAGGACGCAGGGGCAAGACCAAGGAGAGAUGGCCGUUCCUCGAAGGACUGACGGUCGACGAAUUGGCUCGUUACCGGAGGAGACGCGUGCAGGAUCGGCCGAAGGACAAUCUCCAGCCUCACGCGGACUUUGCGGUCCAGAAUCCUGCGUCUGAGUACCGGCAUGCCUUCGGUGUAAAUGUCGUGGAAUUUUCUAAGGAAGAUGUAUGGCCGAUAGAGGAGAGGAAACCUGAGGAAUAUUUAGACGAAGAAAGAGCUCUCGAAGAUGCGCACUCUUCGUAUUGCGUGGAUCUUGAAGAACGCGAAGCGAUCGAGGAUCCAACUGCGAACGAAGAGGGUGAUUUCUCACCAUUGGUCUAUGGAAACGAGACGAUGGAGACAAGAGUGGACGCUCCGCAGUUUGAAACUCCAUUUCGCCGUCCGUCACUUAUCAGAAGGGGCACCAGCUUAAAGUGCAGCGGCGACUUCUACACGGACACGGAAACGUAUUCGGCGUAUGUACCUUACGAGGGUCAACAUCGGGCCGAGCUCGCGCGUCGACCCACGUCCUUGAAGAUGGAAGGCGAGCUGGACACUAUGACGGAGAAAUGCGAGAAGUUCAUCGAGUGGCUCAACGUUAGUCGACCGGAACUCAUGCGCAUACCUACUCAUUUGAAGAUGGAGGGCGAGCUAGAGACGGCGACGGAAAAUCAAGACAAAUACGUUCCCUUCGUGGGUGCGCGAAGACCGGAAUUGUUGAGACGGAGCACCAAUUUGAAACUCGAGGGCGACACUUAUUUCAUACCGGAGUACACCGAUGUAUUCAGAGACUACAGUGGCAAAGAUAGAUUGCAGCCGAAGAAGCCUCAAACGCAUUUGAAAGCCCAAGGCGACUUUUUUCAAAGCACAGAAAACACCGAAAAUUUCGUUCAUCCCAGCAUUAAGCAGGCGCAAGAGACGUUCGAACGAAUGAAAGACGAUGAUGAGGAGGAAGAAUGGAUGAAAGAUCAAGAGGAGAAGCGUAAGAAGGAAGAAGAGAUGAAAAUGCUGAUAUCAAAGUUGGAAGAUUUAAAUGGUCGGUCGCUCGAAAUUCCGGAGUAUCGAGAUGCGUACAAGGAUUUUCCACGCGAACGACCGAAGAUCACGAAGCCGGAUGACGAGAUUGGCCGUGCCGACGGCUCUAAGGUAUCCUCGCCGUCGCGUUCCAAAUUUUGCAUGAAGAUUGAUCAAGAUCCGGAAUACCAAUCCAAGUAUCUCGAGUAUCCGCGGGACCGUCCUAUCUAUCGUAAGCCACCGCCGAUGCUGCGACCGACGAGGAUCUCCUCCUCUGGGCGCAACAGCGCCUGCCUCGGCAGACCGAUUCAUUAUCAGGAAUGUCGCAUGUUUGAGUACGAACCUACUAGCGAGGUGAGAUCCCAAUAUGUGCCUUACGGAUACGUACCAAAAGUCGAGACACUGAAAAUGCCGACAAAUCUGCGGCUGGAGGGUAACUUUGACCUUCAGCCGGAAUAUAGAAACGCCUAUUGCGCGAGAUACGAUCGUCAGGGCUACGGUGAAUCUAAAACAACCUGCGGCAGGAACGAACGCAGUCCGAGCGCUACGAAGAGAAAAGAGAAUUACUGGUUGAGCGAUAAUAAUGAUGGUCGGUGCGAUAGAACAGCUGUAGGCCAAGGACAGGACGCUUUUUGUGUGCUGGACACGCGGAUUCACGAAGACAACGUCACUGGAAAACCGCCGCCGGCCAGCAGAAAAGGUUCCAGGCUGUCUCAAGUCACUGUGGCGCCGAGACCGACGCAGAUAGAAGUAGCGGAUCGCACAAUCGCCACAAGAACGCGAUCCCCCAGUCCAACGUAUCGGCUUCAAGUGUGCGACGUCGACAACGAACCGCGAGGUUUCGGCCGACCCGGCCAGUUCUCCGGAAGAGUACGCAGCCCUUCGGCCGAUCGUUUGAUUCAAAAUAACGUCACCAGACCGUACUCGCCCAGCUUCGGCAGGGACAAGCAGAAUCGUCGCGCCAACGAUCAACCAUUCGUCAUUUUAAAUAACGCCUCGAAAAGUGUAUCGGGUAAAAGCGAAGCUCGCAAAAGACGUACCGACAGAAACGUCGAUGUCACGAUACCGAUCUCUCGCGGAAGAACGCCUAGAACGCCGACCAGGUGGAUGCCACCGUGGUACGACAAUACGAACACGAUCUAAACCUCGGUCGGUCGUAGAGCUCACUGAAGAAGUGUGUUCCAUAGAUCAUAUUCUGCUACUUGUAAUUUUUACACAACGCAAAUGAAAGGAAACGAUAAAUGGACACUGCCUAUAACUUCAUACGUAGUUAAUCCGGGAAUGAUGGCAUGGAAUCUUUUAGAUUCUAAGAAUUAUUGUAAUAAUAAGCCGCUAAGUGUAUGUAUUUUUUUUUUUUUUUUUUUGGUAUAU
Linepithema humile (Argentine ant) is the source of this 3298-nucleotide messenger RNA. RefSeq lists its product as uncharacterized. The record is from RefSeq and is a predicted model, not a curated record. NCBI's taxonomy places the organism in Eukaryota, Metazoa, Arthropoda, Insecta, Hymenoptera, Formicidae.